UUCUCAUUUUUCCAUUUCAGAAAUUAGGGUUAGGGCAAAAUAGUCAUAAGACGAAUCUCUCCCACUCGCAUUAGCGCGACGCGACCAGGGAAUCUACACAUACAGUUGAAGCGUCGAGAGAGAGAGAGACAACAGCCAUAAACGACUCUUCUCUUCUCCAAAUUUUCUUCAUUCGCUUUUGUUCACAGUAUCCAAUCCAUGGCGUAAUCUACGCAUCCUCUGAUAAUUAUAUAUUGCAUAGUCACUCCUCUUAUCUUACGACUCUGUUUUAAUUCACAACAACAUCUUUCGCCAAAACCCUAAAAAAUGUCGGGCGGGUUUUUCCGGGGUACUUCUGCUGAUCAAGACACUCGAUUCUCUAACAAGCAAGCCAAGUUGUUGAAAUCGCAGAAGUUUGCUCCAGAAUUGGAACAUCUGGUGGACAUGAGGAAAGUGAAAAUGGAUGUGAUUAGACCAUGGAUUGCUAAUAGGGUGACAGAGCUUCUUGGGUUUGAAGAUGAAGUUCUUAUAAACUUCAUUUAUGGUCUUCUUGAUGCAAAGGAAGUGAAUGGAAAGGAGGUUCAAAUAUCACUUACUGGAUUUAUGGAGAAGAACACUGGAAAGUUUAUGAAAGAGCUUUGGACACUUCUUCUCAGUGCACAGAAGAAUGAAAGUGGUGUUCCUCAGCAGUUCUUGGAUGCCAAAGAAGAGGAAACCCGCAAAAAGCAGGCAGAGAUGGAUAGGAUAACAAAUGAAAUUCAGAAGAAGAAAGAGAGGGAGGGUAAAGAACUUGACCGAGAGAGAUUGAAGAAGAUGGACGGAGGUGCUGAAACAAAGGCCAACGUUGCUGCUGUGGAUCCAACCUCAAAAUAUAUGCAGAAGGGUUCAACUGGUGAUCCGAAGGAUGAGAAAGAAACUGAAAAUAGGAAUGGAGUGAGAGGAAGAAGCAGGUCUUCUCAAUCUCCCCAGUCAGCCGAUCGCUCAUAUUCUCCCCCUAGGGGCUCGCCUUCACGGAACAGCAGGUCAUUUUCAAAUUCAAGAAGUCAUUCAGGUGAUAGACGCAAGUCAAGGAGUCUGUCAAGCUCACCAGAAGCACGAAGGCGAUCCAUUUCAUCUGAUAGGGUUUAUCGCUCACCAGAAAAAAGAUCUGUUUCACCUCAUUGGAGGUAUUCAUCUAGGAACUCCCUUUCUCCUUCAAGGAGGAGAUCAUUGUAUUUGAGGCAAAGAUCACCAUCUCCAGUGCGACACAGAUUGCAUUCUCCAUAUCGACGCAGAUCACCUUCACCAGUUCGCCGUAGAUCUCCUUCACUUGUUCGGCGCCGUCGAUCACGUUCACCAGUUCGACGCCGUCGAUCACGUUCACCCCUUCGACGCCGUCGAUCGCCUUCACCCCUUCGACACCGAAGAUCGCCCUCCCCCAUUCGACGACGACGAUCGCCCUCCCCCCUUCGACGACGACGAUCACCGUCACCAAUGAGGCGUAGAUCACCGUCACCAGUGAGGCGUAGAUCACCGUCACCAGUGCAGCGUAGAUCUCCCUCACCUGUGCGGCGAAGAUCUCCCCCUGUUCGACGUAGAUCACCCUCUCUCCUUCGCCAGAGGUAUCAAAGGUCUCCAUCCACUCCACGUCGGAGGUCUAUAUCUCCAAGGCACAGGUCACCAAUUCCUCCCCGCAGGAGGUCACCGGUUCCUCCCCGUAGGAGAUCUCCUUCACCUUAUGGAUCGAGUUGUCCAUCGCCUGUCCAGCAUAGGUCUCCUUCACCUGUAAGGAGAUCUUCAAAAGAACGUAGGAGGUCACCUGUUCAAUCCCCUGGUGAAAGAUUUAGUAUGCGGGAUAAAUCAUCUCCUGUGCCACGUAGACCCCCUAAUUCUUUGAGGUCACCACAAGGAGAUGCAAAAGAUCGCAAGGAUUUGCGUUAUAGACCGUUAUCUUUGUCUCCUUCACCAGAGAGGUCACCAUCUCCAUCACUUGAAAGGACGAGGUAUUCUAGUCAGGACAGGAGGUUGACAAGUCCUUAUGAGAGCGCUGUGAGGCAACUAAGAGUGAGAAGAAAUAGGUCUUCUAGUCAAUCUGCUAGCCCUGUGAGGCAAAAAAGGGCGCAAAUCACAUGUGAUGAAAGCUUAAGCCCUACACAGAAACCAAGGGAGCAGAAACCUCAUCAAGGAAGUCCUGAAUCUAGCAAAGAGGACGGAGAUGCUGAUAAUGUUCGAGAUUACAAGUCCAGGUAUUCGCAGAAACAAUCCAUGCAUUCUUCUAUCAAGAGUAAGCAGAAAGAUUCUCCUGUCAAGGUCCAUUCAAAGGAUGAGCAUUCUCCUGAAAGAGAGGUUGGUCGUCUGGUUACUGAAUCUCGGAGCCGUCUUGAUAUUAGGGAAACAAGAAAGAAAGACCAGGAAAUAAAGAGUGAGAAAGGUUCUCGGAAGGGGGAUUAUCUGGUAACUCCUGAGGAGGAGAGACACAAGGACAUACAAAUGUCUUAUGCAGGAGAGGUCCAAAAAUCUGAUCAGAAAAAGCAUUCACGUACAAACGACAUUAAGGACAGCAGUAGACGCCAUAAAUCAGAAACUACGCAGAUGUUGGUUGAGAAGGCUGAUCACAGUAAUGGUGGUGGUGCAUUUGAUUCUGGUUCUGACGAUAGUGACAAGCACACAAGUAAGCAAAAGCGAAAGCAUAAAAGGUCGCACAGGGAAGAAGUGGCUUCAGAUGAUGAUUACAGCUAUGACUCUGAUAUUGAAGAAAAGAAAGAGGCUAAGAGGAGGAGGAAGGAAGAAAAGAAACUGCGGAAGGAAGAAAAACGUCGGAGGCGUGAGGAACGGCGUCGUAGAAAGGAAGAACGGCGUGCAGAGAACCUCAGAUUGAAGGAUCUAAGUGAUGUUAAUUCUUCUGAUGAUGAACAGAGGAAGGAUUCUCAUCCAAGUGACAAUGAAGACUCACAUUCUGAGCAGAAGAAACUUGAGAUUGAAUUGAGGAGGAAGGCUCUUGAAUCACUUAAAGCAAAGAAGGGCAUUAAUCACUAAUUGUUGCCUGCAAUGAACAUUAUUAUUUUUUUCUUGUUAAGUUGUUCUUUACAUAUUUUCUAGGGACUUUUGUUUUGAACGGGAGUUUUUUUAUAUUGGUAACUAUUUUAAUGUAGUCUGUUUACUGCUGGCAGCUGAAAUGGAUAAAUGAGGGUUUCCUGAGCUAUUCUCAUGAGUGCGACUUUAUGCAGAUCUUGCUGCUAGAUUUUCUGAUGAAAUUAUUGUCAACUAGCUGAAUUGAUUGAGCAGACAGUGUGCGGAUCAUUUUGAACAAAUUCAGCUUGAGAGUUCCUGGGACUUUGUUUUCUAAAAUUCUCCAUGGUGCUAUUGUUCUCGAGCUCGUCUUAUCCCGAUAUCUGCCUAGAGUUUAUUUGAUGGCUUUCUCAUGUAUGUAUGUUGCAAUAGUUAGAUCUGUAUUGUAAGGCCAAUACUUGCUUUGCAAUUUAAGAUGUAGAUAACUUACACUUCUGAAAUAUUGGUUUUUGACCAUCUUUGGCAUAUGCAAAUAUUUCAUUUAAGAGUAGGAAUUGGUUAGAUAGUUUACCAUGUAAUCCUUUUUCUUGUUGUUACCAAUAAAUAUUCGAAGUAUCAAAA
This is a messenger RNA of Jatropha curcas, 3588 nucleotides long. Its product is annotated as splicing factor PWI domain-containing protein. Lineage: Eukaryota; Viridiplantae; Streptophyta; Magnoliopsida; Malpighiales; Euphorbiaceae. The record is from RefSeq and is a predicted model, not a curated record. Gene Ontology annotation, cellular component: spliceosomal complex. Gene Ontology annotation, biological process: regulation of mRNA splicing, via spliceosome. Gene Ontology annotation, molecular function: RNA binding.